CAUUCCGUCGGUGUUCAAAUAACAAAAUGGCGUCAUUAUUAUUCGAAGGCGAGUUUAAAGAACUGAGUGAUAAACAGUGUCUGUUUAUUCGGGAUGUUCUGGAGAAACGAGGCUUUAUUAAUAAUAAAGUAACAUUUGCACCAGUUGGACUUGCAGGGGAUAAUUAUGCUAGCAAUGUCAAAAGAAUAACAGUCGAAGUGCCAGACGGUGAAAAUUUUCAAAUGAUUGCAAAAAUAGCAAACACUAUAGAAGAAAUAAGAGCCUUCAACAGUGCAGACUUAUUAUUCAAUAACGAGUCAACAAUGUAUGAAGAAGUAUUACCAAUGCUAAAAAAACUACAACAGGAUGCGGGUGUACCAGAUGAUGAAACAAUAACAUACGCUGAAUGUUAUGGGUGCAAUACGGAAGCACCGAACGAAGUAAUUUUAUUGGAAGAUUUAAAGCUACGUGACUUUUCAAUGUUGGACAAAUAUCAAUCCUUGCCAAACGAAGCUGUAAAGAUGAUACUUAAAAAUUUUGCUAUUUUACAUUCUUUGUCACAUGCGUUGAAAAAAUCCAACCCUCAAGUAUAUAACCAGUAUAGAAACAAACUUAGAGACUUAUGGAUUGAAACAUCUGACAGGCCUGAAUUUGUAAUGAUGUCAGAACAACUAGAAAAUAACGUAAUGUCCAUAUUUGAAGAAACUGAAGUAAAAUAUAAAAAUGCUUUAAAAGGAGCAAUAACAAACAUGUCAAUAAUGACAAAAAAAUUGACUAUUGCUGACGCUAAUAGUAAAUACUCUGUUAUCCAACAAGGCGAUUCUUGGACAAACAACAUAAUGUUUAAAUUACAGAAUAACGAAAUAACAGAGUGCAUUAUGAUAGAUUACCAACUAUCAAAAGAAUCUAAUCCAGUCUGCGAUAUCCUCUAUAUGAUUUUUAACUGUACUGAUCACGAGACCAGAUCUAAGCAUUUUUACGAAUGGAUUGACUAUUAUCACGAACAACUUGACACAGCAUUGCACUAUUUUGGAAUGAAAGCUAACUUUAUAUAUCCUAAGGAUCAAUUAGAUGCUGAUUUGAAAAGAUAUGCCAAGCAGUAUUUUGGGACAGCUAUUCUUGUUCUCAGUGUGAUAUUUAGAACAGCGGAAGAAGCUGUACAGAUCAAAGAUGCUAUGAAUGAUACUGAUCUCAAUAAAAUGGGAGAAACUAUGAGUGUUACAGGAUUAAGUGCAGAGACUGUUGCUUUUGCAAAAAACAGAAUAAUAGAUUUAGUCAAUACUUGCUUUGAAUUAGGAUUUAAAUGAGAAGUAUUUUUUAAACUAGUAUGAUAUAGAUAAUAACACACCACCACC
Chilo suppressalis (striped riceborer) is the source of this 1334-nucleotide messenger RNA. The record is from the annotation of a GenBank genome assembly. Lineage: Eukaryota; Metazoa; Arthropoda; Insecta; Lepidoptera; Crambidae.